CUGACAAAGUGUGUACAUUGUGCUUAUUAUUCACCACUUGCCUGCUAUAGAGAUGAGUGGGUCUAGAUUUAGCUCUACUGCAGGAGGUGCUUCUGCUAAAACUUUCCAUCAUGAUAUCAAAACACAGAGUGGUCUCACUGGUCUUUACAACCAACAAGUCACAAAGGUGGAACAUGUAACAAGGCCAAUGGGCAGUUCUGCUGGAAUGAAUGUUCCCAUUGUUCAUCAUCAAGGUGCAGUGGUGACAACUGAACGUGGAGACAGGUAUUUGGUCCACAAAGGAAGUGGUUAUGGUAAGUCAGGUGGUGAAACAGUUGUUGUUGAUGCAAGGCACAUGUCUGACAAAUGGUCCACAAAAGAGACAAGGAAAGUAGAAGGUCAUACCGUUAGUGAUUUUGUCAAAACGUCUGGUCCAGAUUACAGUAUAUGGAAAGGGGAUCAUUGCAUUACAAGUGCUAACAAGAUGACCAACCUUGGAACAAAGCCAUGAUUUACAUUGUAAACACCUAUAUAUAACUAGAUAUAAAUCAACUAAUAUUGCUGCUAUUAUUUUUAGUAGACUAGACUGUGUAUAACAAGUUGUAUAGUCUAAUAGGAGCUCUGUAGUUUUCACUAGUAUUUAGAUUUAUAAUAAUUAUUAGCAAUAUAGAGUUAUAAACUAUGUCUACUUGUUCACUUGUUUAUUUUUGAUGCAAUUGUUACUGGCUGAUUAAUUCCAAGAAGGUCAAAAACGUGAA
Molecule: messenger RNA, 737 nt
Organism: Amphimedon queenslandica
Lineage: Eukaryota; Metazoa; Porifera; Demospongiae; Haplosclerida; Niphatidae
Exons: 2
Coding region: 53-490 (145 amino acids)
Source: RefSeq, a predicted model, not a curated record